Molecule: messenger RNA, 228 nt
Organism: Colletotrichum truncatum
Lineage: Eukaryota; Fungi; Ascomycota; Sordariomycetes; Glomerellales; Glomerellaceae
Source: RefSeq, a predicted model, not a curated record
AUGUGCGAAUGGUACCGUCGGAACUACGCCUGCGGGCAUCAUUUCACCGGCGCAUCGGAGUGGUGUUACAGAUACAGCCAAACCCAGCAACGUUGCAAGGUUGUGGUUACGCAGGUGGACUAUGACCCUUCAGUAUGCAGAAGCUGUAAGAGAAGGGGUGUCAGAACGGAGGUCCCCUGGGAACAUAUGAUCGAUCGAACCAAGUUUGACCCUAAUAGAGAUGAAUGA